AUGCCGAUGCCAAUUCGGCCGGCGCCGAGGCAGGAUCCGUUGAAAUGCAGGGACAGAAAAACAAAACACCUACGCUCGCUUCGUUCCACGCGCGGGUGUGCGCUGGACUGGCGGGCUGGCAAAGGGCUGGCAAAGGGCAAAGUCGGGGUGUGGGAUGGACGGACGAUCUGCCCCCGUUUGGCGCUAUGUGUACCUAGAAUAUUGAUUGCCCUGCCCGAUAUAUUGGACGGGGCGUCUCAACAUUCUCAUCUUCGCUGGCUGGCUGGCUGGCUGGCGGCGGUGAAGACCAUCCACCAUGCAAUUCCCGCCUGGGAAACUCCUUCCUCAGUCAGUGCAUUUUCCACUUCCGGCGCGACUUCUCCGCUCUGGUGCAUAUCCGCUGCACCUGAAGACCACACAGCUCAUCAUGUAUUGCAUAUGGUGCUGCAGACAAGGUAUCUCGCGCGCGCGCAGGGAAUGCAGAGCAGGCAUUGGCGUCGUCGUCGUCGUCAUCGUCGUCGUCGUCGUCGUGGGUUUGCGCCGUAG
Dissoconium aciculare CBS 342.82 is the source of this 525-nucleotide messenger RNA. RefSeq lists its product as uncharacterized. The transcript has a single exon. The coding region runs from base 1 to 525 and encodes 174 amino acids. NCBI's taxonomy places the organism in Eukaryota, Fungi, Ascomycota, Dothideomycetes, Mycosphaerellales, Dissoconiaceae. The record is from RefSeq and is a predicted model, not a curated record.